This is a messenger RNA of Aspergillus tanneri, 795 nucleotides long. RefSeq lists its product as uncharacterized. NCBI's taxonomy places the organism in Eukaryota, Fungi, Ascomycota, Eurotiomycetes, Eurotiales, Aspergillaceae. The coding region runs from base 1 to 795 and encodes 264 amino acids. The transcript has 2 exons. The record is from RefSeq and is a predicted model, not a curated record.
AUGCCCCCUUCGCCAUUUCGUCAGACGAGGCCUCCUGACAGCCCUCCCCGGGUCGGCUGGGUGCAACUUUUGGGGGCUUUUUCGGACCCGACUGGUCGGUCUCCCGAAUCUACAACGGCGAACGUCGUGCCGCCUAAUACGCCGCUCCUUCCUCGCAAGGAGACCGAGGGCCAUGUAAAGGAACCUAUUGGUCUCAUGGUGCCUUCUCCCGACGAUCCUAGCGCGUACGCAGAGCGUGCAGCGAAUAUCUCCAAGUCGGGGUUUGUCGAUGUCGUGGGUUUCCAGCAACCAGCCGAUGCCCAAGAUGAGGUGGCCCCGAAAAACUCGCCCACGACUAUAUCUGCACCGGACAUGAUGGACCAAUUGAAAGAAUUGUUCCAGGCCGCCCCAGAGCAGAAGUCUGGAUCGACUGCGCACUCCAAUAGUCACCCUUCCAAACCUGUCAUCGCAGACAUCAUGCCAGCAAAUACUCUACUGGCUUCUAACCUGGGGAAUGUGGCUAUAGGAGAUGCGAGAGAGCCCGUUGGCCUGAUAGCCCCUUCCUCCAUCGACCCAAGUGCGUAUGCAGACUGCACCAGUGCAGCCGCAAACCAUCAUCUCCCAGACAUUGCCCAAACCAAGCCCAUUCCAGGUAGUGCCCCUUCUGAGACGGUGACAAUGGGCCACUUGAAAGAGUUGUUCGUGGCCCUGCUUGAAAGGAGGUCCCAAUUACCUGCACCAUCAGUGCUUGCCCUGAGGAUGCAGCUGCUCAGCCGGCAGCUAAGGGGCCUCGAGCCAGAGGCAAACGAGUCAUAG